Penicillium egyptiacum is the source of this 351-nucleotide messenger RNA. NCBI's taxonomy places the organism in Eukaryota, Fungi, Ascomycota, Eurotiomycetes, Eurotiales, Aspergillaceae. The record is from the annotation of a GenBank genome assembly.
AUGACCAAGCCUGCUGCCGACAGUAUUUACGUCAGGGAGCGGGCCUACUUCCUUGACCUUCUAGUGACCCAGAUCGUGAAGCUCCGAUCUGACCCCGGUAAUCGUCUCUUUGUGGUUCAGGGGCUUCGAGAGCUCUCUCGGCUGACGCCUGGAUGCAUUGAGGCUUCGCGUGUCGUCGGUGACACUCUUUUCCACCAGAUUUGCUGUACUCUUCAGCCUCUGUUCCAGCCCGCAGUUGCCACUCUGUUGGCAGACAUUGAUGAGUUCGAUGGAUAUAGGGUCUCCGAUGCGCUUGAGGGUGCAGUUCCCCCGGAGGCUCGAGAUCCUUUCAAUCGGCCAGCCACAUGGUAG